This is a messenger RNA of Linderina pennispora, 742 nucleotides long. RefSeq lists its product as uncharacterized. The record is from RefSeq and is a predicted model, not a curated record. The transcript has a single exon. Lineage: Eukaryota; Fungi; Kickxellomycota; Kickxellomycetes; Kickxellales; Kickxellaceae. Bases 104 to 520 code for a protein of 138 amino acids.
UGUCAAGCCGCCGAUGCGUACGAAUAAUCAUUUCCCCCUUGCUAAGUCCUCGCCGGUGUUCUGGCCUUAUUACAACAUCAAGGCCGACGCCCGAUUCAACGAAAUGGCAGCGGGCGCGGUCAGCUACACGAUGUGCAUAGUAAGCCAGUGGAGCCAGCGAUGCCGAGCGAGUGCACAGGGCCUAGGUAUAGCAGAGAUGAUAGGUGAGCUGCUGCAGGUGGUCCUGGGAAAACUGGACAUCAUCAUGCAAAAUAUAGUAGUGCGUCGGGCGCGACGUCCCGCGCAAGGCCGUGUGCGAGUACAAGUAAAAGUUGGCCAUGCCUGGCAGGGUGACCGAAUGAUCAAAGCACAUUCCGGGCACGCAGUUUCCGCUGCGGUUGCCAUCGUAGUCGAUGGGGAAGAAGCGCGUGCUAUACCGCAUCACUGUCUUUCGGCAAUCCCAUACAACUCUAUUGGGAACAUCGACCCGUUCCUGCAUAGUAUCCCGGGCAGGAGCGGAUACUGGAGCCGGAUGUUGUAGCGCAAUUUGUAGCACUCGGCAAUGGUAAUAGCCUUGGUUUGAUCGACGUGGUCAGGGUCAGUUCACUCGAACGUCUCUUGGCUCAGAGGCCGUGCUGUGACUCCAGCCGCAGUGAACGCUGUUGGGCUACGGACUGUUUUGUGCCGGAUAUUAAACUUGAUACCUUUGACAAACUGCCCAACCAUGCGAAUAUCUAAACCGUGCAUUCCAGUACUUCGCAUC